Xenopus tropicalis (tropical clawed frog) is the source of this 3509-nucleotide messenger RNA. RefSeq names its product oocyte zinc finger protein XlCOF7.1. The record is from RefSeq and is a predicted model, not a curated record. Gene Ontology annotation, cellular component: nucleus. Bases 167 to 2107 code for a protein of 646 amino acids. The transcript is spliced from 10 exons. NCBI's taxonomy places the organism in Eukaryota, Metazoa, Chordata, Amphibia, Anura, Pipidae. Gene Ontology annotation, biological process: regulation of DNA-templated transcription.
GUAGAGGCAGUGUGGGAGAGGAAGUAGCAAGCAGCAGGAAUCCUACACGGCUACAGAACAGGAGGCAGUGCUGGUCUGAACUGGGGAGUGUGGACGGGGGAGACAGGAACAGCUAGGAAGGCACAGAUUUGUUAUGAGCGUGCCUUACUCUUAAAAAGCCGCUACAAUGAUCAUCAAGAAAGACAAGAAGAAGAUGACUGAGCGGAUAGUAAAUCAUGCGCUGGAGAUAAUCUUCCUGCUUACUGGAGAGGAAUACAUAAUAAUGAAGAAGAAUGCUCCCCAAAGCAUACAUCUUCUGACUGGAGAGGUGCAUAUAAAGAGUGGGGAUGCUGCUGUGUAUUUUUCCACGGAAGAGUGGGAAUAUAUAGAGAGACACAAGGAGUCUUACAAGGAUGUUAUGAUGGAGACCCUCGGUACAUUGGGAAUCCCAACCAGCAAGACCUCCGGUAAAAUUGUCAAGGAGGUUGCAUCAGAUAAGGAACAAAAAGAAGAAUCAUAUGCAAUAAGGAGACAGGACACAGAAGUACAGGAAGUCAAUGGAAAUGCUGGCCCUGGCAGGAGUAAGCCAGGUUUUGAACCAGACAUUGAUCAGAACGAGGCACGUGCAGUAAUAUGUGUGGAAGAUAAAGAGCAGGAAAUCUGUAUAAAUGAUGACUCGGGUGAAAUAAAUGAAAUUGUGUCAGAUAUUGAAAAUAAAGGGGAGCCAUAUGCAGAGAGAAGCCUGGAAGACACUGUGCAGAUAAUCUGUGUGAAUGCUGACUCGGGUGAAUCCUCAAGUGUGGAUAUUUUAGAAGAAUCCCAGCCUGCCACAUGCAUAUCAGAUGAGGUGGGGGAUGAUGAUACGGGCAAAAUCAACCCAGAAGUUGCAAGAGACGUGGAAGAAAAAGUGAAGCAAUGUGCAGUAAGGUGCCUGGAUGAUGAAGAUGAGGAAGUUUGUGUGAGCUCCGGCUCAGGUGGGUCUUGGAGCAGAAGAAUGUCAGGAGAAUACCAAACAGCCGUAUGCAUAUCACACGAGCUAGCAAAAUAUGAAUCUGGUGUGUUUCACGGGCUUAAAGCAGAAAAUGCUAAGGGGAACCUGGCUUUGUGGAAAAGAGGAGACACCAUAUUUGCUCCGCAGCCUUAUCAAUGUAAAGAGAAUGCAUUGGCUGUGAAUGAGAAGUUUGACUAUAGCAGCGAAGAGGAGGCUAUAAAACAUAAUAAUAGAGAGAAGACAAUCUGUGCUAAAGGGCCCUCUGGCAAAUCAGCUUGUGAAUACUACACUCUUGCUGAAGACACACCUUUUAAUUGUGAUGACGUUAGUAAUUCCUAUAUGAGCACUCAGCAGAUAGGACACAAUGAUGAUACAUUAUAUGAAUGUACUGAAGGUGAAAAACAUUUUUUUUAUGAUUCUAUUUUUAAUAGACAUCAACUAAUUCACACAAAAGAGGAGCCUUGUGCUUCCACUGAUUUUGACAAAUGUUUUACUGAUAGCCCACAUGAGGUUACGCAUUAUAUGGAUAGUUCAGGAGAGAAACCCUUUAGUUGUAACGAUUGCGGACAAUGCUUUACAAGAAGGUCAAGUCUUCUUAGACACAGUAAAUUCCAUAGCGGAGACAAACCAUAUACAUGCCUUGUAUGUGGGAAAUGCUUCUCAAACAAGUCCCAUCUUGUGGCACACAGGAGAAUUCACGAGGGAGAGAAGCCAUAUGCUUGCCCUGAAUGUGGGAAAUGCUUUGCUAACAGGUCCUAUCUGUCUGUACAUAAGAGAACUCAUACAGGAGAGAAGCCCUAUUCGUGUCCUGAGUGCGGCAAACGCUUCACUGCCAUGCAAAGUGUUGUUAGGCACCGGAGAUCUCACACCGGAGAGAAGCCAUAUGCGUGCGGUGAGUGUGGGAAACGUUUCACUAGGAGGUCAUGUCUUAAUAGGCAUAACCGAUCCCACAUGCGGGUGAAACCUUUUCCCUGUACAGAAUGCGGCCAGUGCUUCACAAACAAGGCACUUCUGGAUGCGCACAAAAUCACCCACACGGGGGUGAAGCUCUACUCUUGCACGGAGUGUGGCAAAUGCUUCACCCAAAUGGCAGCCCUCAUUGUACAUCACCGGUCUCAUAUAGAAGAGAAUCCCUGAAGAUCUCUUACCCUAAGCACAACAGGACUCAUGCAGGAAAGGGUCUUAUCAGGUGAGAAUUACUUGAAAAAGCACUUCAUUUCUGUUACAUACCAGCAAACUCAUGCCGGGAAGAAUCCACGUUUCCUUUUAUUAAAGGGAACUGCUUGGCAAACGUUGUGCAAGAGAGAACUCACAGGUGAGAACAGAAACAGCAAAUAUAUAGAAUAUUACUUUACAUUGGGGAGGGCAGAACUAUAGAGUGCUUGGAAUUUCCAUGAAAAAUAAUCUUAUUUAAAAAUCUAGUUGUUCUUCUGUAAAAGAGCAUGUUGCAGCAUUCAGAGGGAUAGAUGUACAAUUUCUGACAUUCAUUUCUACAACAUGGUGCUUGAGGAAAUUCUUCAUUUUGUUUUACCCUUUUCCCCUCUACCCGAGAAGUCCACUGACUGUAAUUGUGUAAUAAACUAAAAAGAUGUAAUGUAACAAAAGGUGCAAAGUUUGCUCUUAGUCUUGUAACCCAUAGCAACCUAUAAGUAAAGUGGCAUUAUCUGGUCUGUUGUUUGACAUGAAAUGCCUGCUUGGUUAUUAUGGGUCACUAGAGCUGAAUAAACUUUGCAUCUGUUAUUACCUUAACCCCCUCCCCGGGUUGCUUUUCUGCAGAGCUAGGAGAAACACAUGUAUAAUAUAGAAGUGCCAAAAUGAUGGACCUGGAGCUAUUAAAUAUGUAUUAUUCCUAACUAAACACUAAUGUCUGUAGCACUUAAAUAUCAAGGUUAACUUAUUAUCUUCUAAAGGGCUCAUGCAUUCCAUUAGAUUUUAGUGAAAUUCACUAGUGAAAAAUGGAGGCAAAAAAAUCUAAAAAUCAGAAUCCAUGGGAAGUAGAGAUUAAUUUAGUAUCUGGAUCAACAUUUUAUUAUGUGAGGUCACCUCAUAUGGCUAUACAAUGCAUUAAAAGCUGCAAGUCACCAAAAUGUAAUAUUAAUAUUGCAAUUGUUGCAAUGGAGAUGAAUAAUGAUUAUGCACAAUUUUAUUGAAGGUGACUGUGUGACUUUUAAUUUCAAAACUCCAGUUGUAUAGUGUGCAUGGAGCCAUUAGAUAUUAGAGAUAAUAAUGGUUUCUCCCAAGUAUGGGCAGCUAAUGAUGGCCUACAGACUGCUAGAGCAUAAGGCAGAUUUAAAGAAAUCACUUUGGGCAAAUAAUUAAUGGGGGUAAGCAGGCUUUUCUGGAGAACAUUAAAUACCAACAUCCCUGCUUGCUCAAUAAGGAAAGAGGAUGCACGGUGUUGCGCUUGGUUCUACCCUUAAGUCUACUCAGUCUGUAGCAAACAUGAACCUAUUUAGUAGAAGUGUUAGCUCCUUCUUUUUAAGAUUUAUUCAAAAAAAGUGUUAUUGUGUUUUUUAAUAAAACAAAUGGAACUAUUGAA